AAGAGAACAGUAGAGAGUGCUUCAGAACGGAUCACAAACAGGAGAAAAUCUGCAGGCGCUGGAAAUCAGAGCUGGAGGAACUCAGCAGGCCAGGCAGCAGGUACGGAAAAGAGUAAAGAGUUGCAGUUUCAUGCCAAGACCCUUCAACAGGACUGGGAAAAGAAGAUCGGAAUUCAGACGUCCCCGCUGACGGUCUCCCAGCUGCCCUCCCUCAUCACAGCGCUGGAAGGAGAAGAUGCCAGGCUGACCUGCAGCCUCCAACGAGCGGUCGCCGAUGUGAGGAACCUCAGCUUCACCUGGGUCAGCGAGAGGGCUGAGGUGUCCUGCACCGUCGCGGUCCCGGGACGGGAGUCGAACCGGUGCAGCAGUUGGGAUGGAAGGCUUUCCAUCGCGGCUCACGGCUGGAAUAAAUCCUCGGUCCUGACCAUCAAGGAAGUUUCUUUCACAGACAAUGGUACCUACAGGUGUGGGGUUACACUCCUCGAUCCCCCCGGAAAUGAGACCGUUCACGGAAAUGUUUCUGUGCUGCUAAUUGUCAGUGAGUACUGCUGAUCAAAGUGCACUUCUUCUCAUCAGACGGUUCAGUUCCAUAUCGGAGAAUGUAUACAGCCUGAAAUUCUCACUCUUUGCAGGCAUCCAUGAAGCAGAAAAAAACUACAAAGAAUGACAAAAACAUCAGAAACCACUCCUCUUCCCCUUCUGCACACAGGCACCAGCAAAAUCAUCACCCCUUCCCCUCCACCUCCCCUGGACUUGCACCAGCAAAAGCAUCAACUCCCAACCCCCUCCCCCAUGCAAGCAACCGCAAAGCCCAUAAACAGACCUUGAUCCAAAAUCCAUCAAAAAAACGAUAGUCCAUAACCCAGAACUUCAGUAUCUCAGCAGCACCCACAACAUGCUGGAGGAACUCAGCAGGCCAGGCAGCAUCUAUGGAAAAGAGUACAGUUGACGUUUUAGGCCAAGACCCCUCAUCAGGUCCUGACUAAGAGAGGGAGAGAAAGAGAUAGAGAGAAAAAGAGAUGGAGAGAGAAAAGGGAAAAGAGAGAGCGGGGGAGAGAUGCAGAAAAAGGAUGGGGAUUGAGCCAUAGGUCAGGGGAACAGCUGGUUCAGCCCAAAUCUUUGAUGCUGACCAGGGCGCGGAACCAAAAAGCAUGUUUGCCCGCAUUUGGCCCAUGUCCCUCUGAGCCUUUCCCUACCUAUGCAGCAUCCAAAUUUCUUUACCAUACCUGCUUUAAUCAUAGUGAUUGUAAUUAAAUCUGCCUCAUACCUCCAGUAUCUUCCCAUAUUUCAAGACAUGCAGGAUUGGUGCCACUGUAAAUUAUCUCCAUUGUGGGGAUGUGAGGGCCGGAAGCUGGGGGCAGUUGAUGGGAAUGUGGCAUUGAAAUGGGAUCGGGGUAAAUGGAUGGUUGAUGGUCAGCAUGGACUUGAUGGGCUAAAGGGCCUGUUUCCAUGAUGUACACUCAAUGAUCCUGCUUGCUAAUGCAAAUACCUAAUCAGCCAAUCAUGUGGCAGCGACUCAAUACACAGAGGCAAGCGGACCUGGUCAAGAGAUUCAGAUGUUGUGCGGACUAAACAUCAGAACGGGGAAGAAAUGACUAAGCGACUUCGACUGUGGAGUGAGUCAUUGUUGGUGCCAGACAGGGUGGUUUGAGUAUCUCCUGGGAUUUUCACACACAGCAGUCUCUAGAGUUUGCAGAGAAUGGUGUGAAAAGCACCCAGUGAGCAGCAGUUCUGUGGGCAAAAAUGCCGUGUUAAUGAGAGAUAUCAGGGGAGAAUGGCCAAACUGCUUCAAGCUGCCAGGAAGGUGACUGUAACUCAAAUAAUCACACCCGUUUACAACAGUGGUGUGCAGAGGAACAUCUCCAGAUGCACAAUAUGUCUAACCUUGAAGUGGAUGGACUACAGCAGUGGUCCCCAACCACCGGGCCGCGGACUGGUAUCGGGCCACAAAGCAUGUGCUACUUUCCGCAAGGAAACUAUCCCUGAGCAGACCAUCCAGUUCAUCUGGCAAAAUGCCUCAUUGCCAGACCUCACCAACAGGCACCAAGACCUCGCCUGGCUGACGGUGAGAGGGGCCCUCCCAGUCAGAUCCCUCCGGUACACCCGGAACGUCGUCUCCACACCCCUCUGCCCACGGGAGGACUGCAGUGAGGAGUCAGUGACCCACCUCUUUGCACACUGUGGGCUCGCGGAGAAGGUGUGGAGGAGGAUGAAAGGGACAGUGUCGAGGUUCAUCCCCAGCAGCUGCGUAAUGGAGGACUCUCUGAUCUACGGGCUGUUCCCGGGGACGCACACCGAGACCAACAUCCGGUGCUGCUGGCAGAUCAUCAACUCGGUGAAAGACGCUCUUUGGUCGGCCCGAAACUUGAUGGUCUGCCAGCACACGGAGAUGUCCGUGGGGGAAUGCUGCCGACCGGCACAUUCUCGGCUGCAGGAGUACUGGCUGAGGGACACACUCAAACUCGGUGCAGCCACCGCAAGGGCUCGGUGGGGGAGGACCACAGUCUAGGGUUCUUCUCCCGUGGGAGUUGAGGGUAGGGCGGUGGGGUGUAUACCCCUGAACAGGGGAAUGUUAAUAUGGAAUAACAGAGUGCCAGGUGGGUGAUGGAAAGUGUGACAAUGUAAAGACCGUAAUGGAAACAGUUGUAAAGGAUUGAGAGUCAUUGAAUGGUUUAUUGUAUAUAAUUUUAUUUUUGAAUAAAGUAUAUUUUGUUUAAUAAAAAUACUAUAUGAUUUGUUGAUAUGAAACGGUACGAGUCAGCAACACCUUCCCUCAUUGCCGGUCACGCCAGGUCGUUACCCGCCUAACCGCAG
This is a messenger RNA of Hypanus sabinus (Atlantic stingray), 2814 nucleotides long. RefSeq lists its product as uncharacterized. The transcript has 2 exons. Bases 1775 to 2509 code for a protein of 244 amino acids. The record is from RefSeq and is a predicted model, not a curated record. NCBI's taxonomy places the organism in Eukaryota, Metazoa, Chordata, Chondrichthyes, Myliobatiformes, Dasyatidae.